Messenger RNA from Aspergillus terreus NIH2624, 1470 nucleotides. RefSeq names its product MFS transporter. The record is from RefSeq and is a predicted model, not a curated record. The transcript has 4 exons. Lineage: Eukaryota; Fungi; Ascomycota; Eurotiomycetes; Eurotiales; Aspergillaceae. Gene Ontology annotation, biological process: transmembrane transport. Gene Ontology annotation, molecular function: transmembrane transporter activity. Bases 1 to 1470 code for a protein of 489 amino acids.
AUGGCAAGGCCCUUCCCCCCCGAAAAGCAAGAUCCCGAGCCGGAGUUGUGGUCGAGCAGUGAGGUCCGUGAUCUGCCCUCGGAAUCAUACCGUGAUGCCUCCCACCUCGAGGCUCAGCCAACCGACGGCCACCACGACAAGAUCGAACUCGAACGAAUCCACACAUACCGGCUCCAGCAACAGGCGACUGUCGGGUCGGCUCGUAGUCGCGCGCCCCGAGAAGACUGGCUGCCCAUGGGCGCCGGCAAGCCGUACCCCCCGGAACUCCCGCAUUCCGACGACUACGUUGUGGAAUUUGAAGGAUCGGACGAUCCCAUGCAUCCGCAGAACUGGCCGAUGAAGAGACGGGUUACGAUCGGCGCACUGUUGACGUUCUGCGCACUGGUCACGGCGUAUGCCAGUGCUGUCUUCGCAACCGCCAGCGACGGCGCCAUGAAAGAAUUCGGCUUCGGUCGAGAGGUUGCAGCGCUCGGGACGACUCUGUACGUGUUGGGGUUCUCGGCUGGUCCGACGGUCUGGGCGCCGGCGUCGGAGUUGAUCGGCCGGCGAUGGCCAUUGCUCGUCGGCAUGUUUGGCUUUGAUAUCUUCACCAUCGCGACGGCCGUCGCCAAGGACACGCAGACUGUGAUGCUGACGCGGUUCUUCUCGGGAUUCUUCGCGGCGAGUAUUAUUGCCCUGGUUCCGGCCAGUUUGUCCGACCUCUUCAACAACCACCACCGCGGCAUCGCCAUCGCCGUCUACACCAUGUCGGUGUUCACCGGUCCGUUUACAUCCCCUUUUAUCGGUGGCUUCACAGCCGCAAGCUACCUCGGCUGGCGGUGGACGCUGUAUAUCCCGGCCUUUGUGGGGUUCUUCAGUCUGAUUCUCAUGGCGUUGUUCUGUCGGGAGACCUAUGCGCCGACUAUUCUCGUGCAAAAGGCUGCCAUUUUGCGGCGGCAGACGAGGAACUGGGGGAUUCACGCGCGUCAAGCCGAACUGGAGAUUGAUUUCCGAGAACUCGUCACCAAAAACUUAGCCCGUCCAUUCAAGAUUCUGUUUACCGAGCCGAUUGCAUUUUGUCUGACCUUGUACAUGUCCUUCAUCUACGGCAUCGCCUACGCCUUCCUCCAAGCCUACCCGGUGGUGUUCGAGGGAACCUACGGCAUGUCCGGUGGUGUAAGUGGCCUGCCGUUCAUCGGGCUCAUUAUCGGUGAAAUGUCCGGCUGUGCCUUUGUGCUCAGUCUGCAGCGGUCAUACACGCGCAAAUUGCAGGCGAAUAACAACAUAGCGGUGCCUGAAUGGCGACUCCCGCCAUGUAUCGUGGGUGGUAUCGCAUUUGCUGGCGGUCUCUUCUGGUUCGGCUGGACGGGAUGGACCAAGUCCAUCCACUGGAUGGCGCCCACUGCAUCUGGGGUGGUUGUCGGGUUUGGGUUGACUUCCAUCUUCAUGCAGGGAUUCAAUUAUCUGCUCGACUCGUAUCUGAGCUUGUGA